CCUAGGGCUCGGGAAGUGGCCUUGAAAAGCGUCUAGCCUCACAGACCUCCUCAAAGAGCCCCUUCUCCUCCGCCUCUGUUACUUUCCCCUCCCCUCCCCUCCCUAGCCCCACAAUUUUCAACCAAUCAGCUCCCUUUUGCUCUUCCGCACUAGCCAAUCGAAGAGCGGUGGAGCAGUCGGAGGGCCGUCCUGUUUGUACACGACUGAGGCGCUCUCGCUUCAUACUCUACCGCGCUGCACACGCGGGAUGGAAUGCUGGGAACCGUAGAAUUCUAAACCGUUGGGCCCCAGAACAAAACAAGGACGAAUCCCAGCCAUCGUUCUCGCGCGUAAUUUAAAUAUGCAAAUCAAGAAGAUGCUUUGCAGAAACUUUGAAAUGACUUUUGCGUUUGAAACUGGAGAAGGGAUGCGGCCUAGGGGAGGGCAUGGAGAGCUCAACCCUCCCAUUUCACCCGUGGCCACCUGAGAUCUUCCUCCCCUCCAGUUAUGGAGAGCCGUAAAACGCGGAUUCAUUAAGGGCAAUUUGCAAGUGAUAGAAGAAAAGCUGUACAAGAACGGGUUACGGUGGUUCAAAGAAAAACACACUUACUGUAAGGUUUCAUUUCCUGUGCAAACUCAGAAUGAGCAAAAACAAGCAAAUGUUGCAAAGCCUGAGCUACUCGAAAACAGGCUUUGUUUUUUGCAGGAUAUCAGUUCCUCUGUAAAUAAAUUAAAAUGAACUUUGCCAAACCUGAGCUGCUAGGUCUGCUCUUGAGUUUAUUGGAAGGUUCUUCUGCAAGAUAUAUAGAAAGAGGUGGCAGCUUUUAGAAUAAGAUUUAUAAGAGGUCAGCGGUGAGUUAAAAUACAUUAAAAUGCACAAGCAGAGCCAAGUCAGUGCCAAACCGAACCUGUCUUGAUGUUGAUCACAUUGAGCAUAAAUUUAGACGCAUCAGACAAUGCAAGUAUGAAGUGAUUUGCCCUUGUUCUGUUGGUUUUAGAUAUUGUAGUUUUGUAUACAGAGACAAGAGCCUAAAUUCAGGUAAUUUAGGUAAUCACAAAUAAUACUCUAAUGUGGGUGUCUGCUUCCUAGUCAUGCUAAUACUCUUUAAAAUUUUCCUUAAUAACCUGUUUGCUGAAGCCAAGUCUUAGCACUGCUGUGGGCUUACCUCCACCGCAACAUGCUCAAGGUCUGAUCUAAAGCACACCUUUCCUUCCCUAAGAGAACUAGCUGAGAAACUCCUGGAAGCCCUCACAAAUUCCUGUGCUGCCAUGUCAUUCAGUGCCACCAUUUUGUUCUCCCCUCCUAAUGCCAAAGAGGCAAAAUGCUGCUGUUGCACCUGCAAGCAGGAGCCAGGUGCUCAGACGACAACAACAACACCACCACCGCCGCCGUCCCCAUCAAGCACCCCAAUCACUGUUACAGGAACCGGGUUAGCAGUACAGUCCUCGGACCAGCUCCUCCACAUCAUCUACCAACGUGUCGAAAAGGCCGUUAGCCUUGCUGAGGUGGCGCUGAGCCUGGCCAAGGCCAACAAUGAAACCCUGAGGCGCCUGGAAGAGGAAGUGGGAGCACUGCGGCGAGGGGUAGCCCCUGCCCUCAAAACCAGCCCCCUGGGUGGUCCAAAGGAGCGGCAAGAAGAUAAUGAAGAGGAAGAUGAGGAGGAACAAGAGGCCGAAGGCUUCAGAAAUGGUGUCCAGGUGGUCAUUGAAGAGCUGAGGCAGCUGGGAGCAGCAGCAGGGCCACCUGGACACUUGGGUUUCUCGCCCAUGCAGCAGGGGCCUGGGGGGCUUGGCGGGGGAGCAGAAGAAUCCCCUGCAGUAGAUGUCUCCAUGCAGCGGGUCUAUGCCACACCUCCUUCUCCUGCCCCUCCGAUGCCUCAGCCUCUGGAUGAUCCUUCUCUCUCCUGCCCAGAGGUAUCUCCCAACAGCAUCACUCUGGAGGACAACAUGCGUGGGGAGCCACAUUUCUCUUUGGGCUUUGCAAGUCUUCCCUGUAGAAGCCGAAGCAUGGGACAGAAGAAUGCAAGGCGUAAGAGGGACCUGGUGCUCUCGAAACUGGUCCAUAAUGUCCACAACCACAUCACCAAUGAGAGGAGGUUUGAUGGCUCUGAGAGCAUUAAAUCUUCAUGGAAUAUCUCUGUAGUGAAAUUCUUGCUGGAAAAACUGAAGCAUGAAUUGGUAUCAAAUCACCACAAUUAUACUGACAAAGAAUUAAAAGGUGCCUGUGUGGCCUAUUUUCUGACCAAACGACGUGAGUAUCGCAACUCUCUCAACCCCUUCAAAGGACUCAAGGAGAAAGAGGAAAAGAAACUUCGCAGCAGACGCUAUCGGCUUUUUGCAAACCGUUCAGGGGUGGCACGUCUGCUAGGCCCUGAAGAGCAACGUUUGUGGCAAGGUGUAACUGAGGAGCUCAUGUCCGAUGAGGAAGACAGCCUAAGUGAGCCAGGUGUGUGGGUGGCACGUCCCCCACGAUUCCGUGCUACUCCCCUCACUCAGCUCUGUUACCGUCUUGAUGCUAACUCAAAGCAUGGCACCAAAGCUAAUCGGAUUUAUGGGCCACCCUCAGAUCGCCUGCCCUCUGCUGAAGCUCAGCUUCUGCCCUUGCACCUCUACAAUCCCCAUUUUCAAGAGGAAGAAGCCAGGGCUGGCACACCACCUCGGCCACCCAGCCACAAAGGCUUUUGUCCUGACCUCAGCUCUUUUGUUGAGAUCAAAGUGGAAAAGGAUGAGUGAUGGCUGAUUCUUAUUUAAUAUGGCGACCAAAAUAAUGAAAAGAAAGAAUACAGGACAGCUGAACUCAAAUGGCUUCCUGAAGAUGAGGAGGGAAGACAAAUUGUCUGCUGUGGCUCACACUGCUUUUGUGGGCUAAGACAUAUCUUUCACUCCAUAAUAAGCCAUGACUUUAAGGUCAUGAUGGAGAAGAAAUGGUGAUAAGGAUGGACAUCUCUGAAAAAAAGGACCGUUCACAGUUAAUAUGGCUAUUUGGUCAGUGCUCAACAGGUUGACAGUGUGAACGUGAAGACUACAAUAUUACAAAAGGGAUUGUCUCUUUUCUGAUACUUUAAUAAAGGCACACUUGAAACAAAAGUAGGAAUUGCCUUAAAAAUUGACUACAUUGAGGAUUGAUUGGAUAAGAGACUUGGAAAACCUUUUCCACUCUAAAAGUACUUUUACCUUUCAGAUCCUAGUAACAACAACAAAAAAAUCUGAGAAGGUUGCUGAAAUGAUGGGGAUUGCCUUUUUGCGUAGUGGCCCUGUUCUUUGAAAUACAGGAGUAGGGAGAACACUGACUCUUCGUUUACAGGAAUGCUUUUAAAUUAGUAACAUAAAAUGAUACUUGUAGAACCAAGUUGAUCAUCCUCACCAGUAUCUGUGUGAACAUUAGGCAGGUGGGAAAUGGUGUGUUCUCUAUUCCUUCAGGAGGGAAACAAAAGGAUGACCAGCUUGACUUUUAGGGCGCAGAGUGGUAAGCGGCGGUAACGCAGCCGAAGUUCUGCGCAUGGCCAGAGUUCGAUUCCAAUGGAAGGAGGAAGUCAAAUCUCCAGUAAAAGGGGUUGAGGUCCACUCAGCCUUCCAUCCAUCCGUGGUCGGUAAAAUGAGUACCCGGCAUAUGCUGGGGGGUAAAGAAAGGCCGGGGAAGGAACUGGCAAUCCCACCCCAUAUAUACGGUCUGCCGAGUAAACGUCGCAAGACGUCACCCUAAGAGUCGGAAACGACUCGCACUACAAGUGCAGGCACAACUUUACCUUUACCUUUUUUAAAUGAAGGGGCUGAAA
This is a messenger RNA of Rhineura floridana, 3755 nucleotides long. It is a transcript of the gene C11H14orf93, whose product is annotated as chromosome 11 C14orf93 homolog. Lineage: Eukaryota; Metazoa; Chordata; Lepidosauria; Squamata; Rhineuridae. The transcript has 6 exons. The record is from RefSeq and is a predicted model, not a curated record. The coding region runs from base 1249 to 2712 and encodes 487 amino acids.